CAACAUCUUCUUCCUUCCCGACAAUCACGCACCAUAACGUCCACCUCAGUGUGAUCCGAGCAGCCAUUCUGGCAUCUCUGCGCGCACUUGGUACCCAGGAACAUCCGGAAGCGCAGCACUACAGUAGUCUGUAAUUCUGGCGCACGGAGGGGCGGACACAGUCUGUCUCUCUGUUGGGUUUUUUUUUUCUGUUGGAAAUCGUGGAAAUGAGCGACUCUGCCCUGAGAGAAGCGUCAAAGAUUGUAAUCGGACUUGCAAAUUUAUUUUGACACACUUUUCCGCACACUGAAGCUCUUCUGCGUCAUUUUCCAGAGUGCUGUUCACCUGUCGAGGAUGGAAAACUGACGGCCUUCCUCAUGUUGGAGGCUAGCUGUUCACUCUGAAGGUGCAGGAUGAAAAUAUGGAACAGCUGCUUGUGCCACCAGGUCCAGACAGCUUCCGCCGCUUCAGUCGUGAAUCCCUCCAAGCCAUCGAGAAACGGAUCGCUGAGGAGAAGGCCAAGAAGCCCAAGGGAGAGAAGAGAAAACGCAAUGAUGAGAAUGAGCUCAAACCCAGCCGUGACCUGGAGGCGGGCAAAUCGCUCCCUCUCCUGUACAGGGACAUUCCUGCAGGCAUGGUGUCGACACCGCUGGAGGACCUGGAUCCAUACUACUCUAAUCAGAAAACUUUCAUAGUAUUAAACAAAGGAAAGUUCAUUUUUCGCUUCAAUGCCGCUCCUGCCUUGUACCUCCUGAGCCCCUUCAACCCUCUUAGAAGAAUAUCAAUUUGGAUUCUGGUACAUUCAUUGUUCAGCAUGGUGAUCAUGUGCACUAUCCUCACCAACUGUGCAUUUAUGACACUGAGUCAACCGCCUGAAUGGGCAAAGAAUGUAGAGUACACAUUUACUGCAAUCUAUACCUUUGAAUCCCUAGUUAAAAUUUUAGCUCGGGGGUUCUGUAUAGGAAAAUUCACCUUCCUUAGAGAUCCCUGGAACUGGCUGGAUUUCUGCGUCAUUGUCAUGGCGUAUGUCACAGAGUUUGUACCCCUUGGCAAUUUUUCUGCUGUUCGCACGUUCAGAGUGCUGAGAGCUUUCAAAGCAAUUUCAGUUAUUCCAGGCCUAAAGACCAUCGUUGGUGCGUUGUUCCAGUCAGUGAAGAAGCUUGCUGAUGUAAUGAUCCUCACCGUCUUCUGCUUGAGUGUCUUUGCCCUCGUAGGGUUACAACUUUUUAUGGGCAAUUUAAUGCAAAAGUGCCUUCGGUGGCCUAGAAAUGACACCGAGGAAACGGACGACUUCACUGCUUACUCACUCAAUGAGGAAAAUUAUUAUUUCCUUCCAGGCAAACGAGAUCCAUUGCUUUGUGGAAAUGCCAGUGAAGCUGGGCAGUGUCCAGAGGGCUUCACCUGCAUGAAAAUAGGGAGGAACCCAGACUAUGGUUACACCAGCUUUGACUCAUUCGGUUGGGCCUUCCUUGCCCUGUUUAGGCUGAUGACACAGGAUUACUGGGAAAACCUUUACCAGCAGACAUUGCGAGCAGCCGGGAAACCCUACAUGAUCUUUUUCGUGCUGGUGAUUUUCCUCGGCUCCUUCUACCUGGUCAACCUGAUCUUGGCUGUAGUAGCGAUGGCAUAUGAGGAGCAGAGCCAGGCCACCAUAAAGGAGGAGAAGGAGAAGGAGGAGGAGUUUCAGGCCAUGCUUGAGCAGCUGAAACAGCAGCAAGAGGACGCUCAGGCAGCAGCAUCUGCAGCUGUAGCAGAGGGCGGGGAAACCACUGACAAAGUUGGUGGCACUGAGAGUUCCUCCGAUGCAUCCAAGCUGAGCUCCAAAAGUGCCAAAGAGAGACGCAACAGGAGAAGAAAAAGAAAGGAGGAAGAGGGAAAAGGGACGGAGGGGAAGAUUCCUAAAUCUGAGUCACAGGACAGUAUAAAGAGGGCUCGCUGCCGCUUCUCUGUUGAUGCAAACCUGCUCAACUAUGACAUGAAAUGCUCAUCUGCACAUCAGUCCUUUCUGAGUUUUCGUGGGCCCCUGUUCUCACCCAGACGGAACAGCAAGACCAGCCUUUUCAGUUUCCGAAGCCAAGUGCAGGACAUGGGUUCAGAAAAUGAGUUCGCCGAUGACGAGAACAGCAUUUUUGAGGACAACUUGAGUCGGAGGGGCUCUUUGUUUUUCCCCCAGAGGUGUGAUCGACGGAGCAGCAGUAUGAGCCAGUGCAUCUUCAUGCCACGUCUUCGGCUUCCACCUAGUGGGAUCAGGCACAGUUCAGUAGACUGCAAUGGGGUUGUGUCUCUGGUGGGUGGGAGCUCACUGCCAGCAUCACCAGUGGGCCUCCUUCUGCCUAAAGUGACUGUAGAUAUGGCCUCAACUGGAGACAAUGCUGAUACGACUGACACAGAGUACAGACAUGCCACUGGGGGGACAUACCAGGAGUUUUUGGAUCCAUUUGAGGGCCCAGAGGCCAGACAGAGAGCUCACAGCAUAGCCAGUGUUAUUACCAGCACAAUGGAGGAGCUUGAAGAGUCAAGACAGAAGUGUCCUCCUUGCUGGUACAAUUUUGCCCACACCUUCCUCAUCUGGGAAUGCUGUCCCUUAUGGCUGAAAAUCAAGAAAAUGGUUAGGCUAAUUGUGAUGGACCCAUUCACAGAUCUCACCAUCACCAUCUGUAUUGUACUCAACACUUUGUUUAUGGCUAUGGAGCAUCAUCCAAUGUCCACUGGUUUCAGCAAUAUGUUAACUGUGGGCAAUGGGGUAUUCACUGCCAUCUUCACGGCUGAAAUGGUCCUCAAGAUCAUUGCUUUGGACCCAUAUUAUUACUUUCAGCAGGGAUGGAAUAUUUUUGAUUCAAUCAUUGUCAGUUUAAGCUUGAUGGAGCUUGGUUUGGCAGAUGUGGCCGGGAUGUCUGUUCUGAGAUCAUUCAGAUUGUUGAGAGUAUUCAAGUUGGCUAAAUCUUGGCCCACUCUCAACACACUCAUCAAAAUCAUUGGUAAUUCAGUGGGGGCUUUGGGCAAUCUGACCCUAGUGCUCGCCAUCAUUGUCUUCAUCUUUGCUGUGGUGGGCAUGCAGCUGUUUGGAAAAAAGUACAAGGACUGUGUGUGUAAAAUCUCUCCCGAGUGCGUUCUGCCUCGUUGGCACAUGAAUGACUUCUUCCAUUCAUUCCUCAUUGUGUUCCGAGUGCUUUGUGGAGAGUGGAUAGAGACCAUGUGGGACUGUAUGGAGGUGGCUGGGACUACCAAGUGCAUCAUUGUCUACAUGAUGGUCAUGGUUAUUGGAAACCUUGUGGUGCUGAACUUGUUCUUGGCCCUGCUGCUGAGCUCCUUCAGUGCCGACAACCUGGCAGCGACAGAUGAUGACAGCGAGAUGAACAAUUUGCAGAUUGCCAUCGGGCGGAUUCACAAAGGCAUUGCUUUCACCAAGUCGCUGCUUCGAAGCUGCUGCAGCAGUGUCUGUCUCAGGGGCAAGAAGAAAAAGAAGGAUGAGGACAAAGCUCUAGAUGAGCUCCACAAACCUUUAGGGCCGAAUGGUGUCGCCAACCAUUUGAUCAAAGACUUCCCUAAGAAUGGCAAUGGAGAUGUGACCGGAGUCGACAAAAAUGGAGACAAGUACAUAGUUUGCAGCAAGAGUGACGAUUCUAUAAUGUCUUUCAUCAACAAUCCCAGUCUGACUGUCACUGUUCCUAUCGCUGUGGGAGAGUCUGACUUUGAAAAUCUUAACACAGAAGACUUCAGCAGUGCCUCGUCUGAAGUAGCAGCGUGCCACAUGAUUGUAGAAGAUGAUGGGCAGUUCAGCUCUUCUGAGGGGAGCACAGUAGAUGGUCUACCAGCUGGAGAAGGAGGAGAUUCUCUAGACUUCGAAUUAGAAGAAGCUAUGGACCCUGACGCCUGCUUUCCUGCUGCCUGCGUGCAAAGGUUCAAGUGUUGUCAAGUAAAUGUGGAUGUGGGCUUCUGGAAGAUAUGGUGGACGCUGAGAAAAACCUGUUAUCGGAUAGUGGAGCACAACUGGUUUGAGAGCUUCAUCAUCUUCAUGAUCCUGCUCAGCAGCGGAGCACUUGCAUUGGAGGACGUCUAUAUUGAGAAGAGGAAGACCAUUAAAACAAUGUUGGAGUUUGCAGACAAAAUAUUCACCUACAUUUUCAUUCUGGAGAUGUUACUGAAGUGGGUGGCAUAUGGAUUUGCCAAGUAUUUCACUAAUGCCUGGUGCUGGUUGGACUUCCUCAUUGUCGAUGUCUCAUUGGUCAGCCUGAUAGCCAAUGCUUUAGAAUUUAAUGAACUUGGUCCCAUCAAGUCUCUGAGAACCCUGCGAGCUCUGAGGCCCCUGAGAGCCCUGUCACGGUUCGAGGGCAUGAGGGUGGUUGUCAAUGCCCUACUGGGAGCAAUUCCUUCCAUCGUCAAUGUGCUACUGGUGUGUCUCAUCUUCUGGCUCAUCUUCAGCAUCAUGGGCGUCAACUUAUUUGCAGGGAAGUACUACAGUUGUGUCAACAGAACCACCGAUAAGCCUUUUCUUCCAACAAUAGUAAAAAACGAGACAGAGUGUUUGGCUUUGUCCAAUGAAACUGUUCGCUGGAAAAACGUUAAAAUCAACUUUGACAAUGUGGGCAUGGGUUACCUUGCGCUGUUGCAAGUGGCUACAUUCAAGGGCUGGAUGGACAUCAUGUAUGCUGCUGUGGACUCCCCAAGCAAGCAGGGAGACCAACCAGAGUAUGAGAAGAACCUGAAGAUGUAUGUUUAUUUUGUUGUUUUUAUCAUAUUUGGAGCUUUUUUCACUCUCAAUCUCUUCAUCGGUGUCAUCAUUGACAAUUUCAAUCAGCAAAAGAAAAAGAUAAGAGGUCAAGACAUCUUUAUGACUGAAGAGCAGAAGAAAUACUACAAUGCCAUGAAAAAGCUGGGUUCAAAGAAACCACAGAAACCCAUUCCUAGACCAUCAAACAAGAUUCAAGGAUACAUCUUUGACUUCACCACAAAACAAGCAUUUGAUAUUGCGAUUAUGGUUCUAAUAUGGCUCAACAUGGUAACCAUGAUGGUGGAAACUGCCGACCAGUCACCACAGAAGACCGAGGUCCUCCAAAAAAUUAAUGUAUUUUUCAUUGUCGUCUUCUCUGGAGAGUGUUUGUUGAAGGUGAUCUCACUUCGGCAGUACUACUUCACAAGUGGCUGGAAUAUAUUUGAUUUCAUCGUAGUGAUCUUAUCAGUUCUUGGUAUGUUUCUCUCAGAGAUGAUAAAAAAGUAUUUUGUCUCACCCACCUUGUUCCGAGUCAUUCGAUUGGCUCGCAUUGGCCGCGUCCUCCGCCUUAUUAAAAGUGCUAAAGGAAUCCGCACACUCUUGUUUGCCUUGAUGAUGUCACUUCCUGCCUUGUUCAACAUCGGCCUUUUGCUCUUCUUGGUGAUGUUUAUCUAUGCUAUCUUUGGAAUGUCAAACUUUGCUUAUGUCAAGAGGGAAAGAGGCAUUGAUGACCUUUUCAAUUUUGAGACAUUUGGCAACAGCAUGAUCUGUUUAUUCCAGAUCACCACCUCGGGAGGCUGGGAUGGCCUGCUGUAUCCCAUUCUCAACAGACACCAAGAUGAUUGUAACAGUAGCAAGGAGCAUCCUGGCAGUACUGUUGUAGGAGACUGUGGAAAUCCUCCUGUGGGAAUUGCCUUCUUUGUGAGCUACAUCAUUAUCUGUUUCCUUAUUGUGGUGAAUAUGUACAUUGCAGUCAUUCUGGAAAACUUCGGUGUGGCGACUGAGGAGAGCGCGGACCCAUUAAGUGAGGAUGAUUUUGAAAUGUUUUAUGAGGUCUGGGAAAAGUUUGACCCUCGUGCAACGCAGUUCAUGGAGUACUACAAGCUUUCAGAAUUUGCAGAUGCUCUCGACCCGCCGCUGCGCAUUGCCAAGCCUAACAAGAUUGAACUGAUCUCUAUGGAUCUACCCAUGGUGAGUGGUGAGCGCAUUCACUGCCUAGACAUCCUGUUCGCAUUCACAAAACGUGUGCUAGGUGAGGGUGGGGAGAUGGACAUUCUAAGGGGGCAGAUGGAGGAGCGCUUCAUGGCCUCAAAUCCUUCCAAAAUGUCCUACGAACCCAUCACUACCACCCUCCGCCGCAAACAGGAGGAUACCUCGGCUGUUGUAAUCCAGAGAGCAUACAGACAGUAUGUCAAGAAUAGUCAAGGAAUAGGUAUUAGGCCCUCAGACAUGUCCAAUGGUAACAUUCAAAAGGAUGAAAAGGUCAUUGAAAAGGAAGACCUUGCCGCAGACAAACAAAAAAGUGAACUGACUCCCUCAGCGGCCUCUCAACCUUCAUGUAAUAGUGUGACAACAAAUGGGAAAAACAAAUAUGAAAAGGACAAAAGUGAAAAGGAGGUUGAGAGCAAAGAUGUCACAGAGGAAGACAUAUAAGAGAAUGCUGGAGAUGCAACAAAGACAUUUUAAAUAAUGACAAAAUGUUUACAACCUUUGAAAAUGACAUCCAUUGGACUUCUUUCCUUAGUAUGGAUAUCUACUAUGCCAAACUGACUGUGCUUACUUGACUCUAGAGGUUGGUGCCUAAAAUGGAAAACAGGUUUAUCAGGAUGUAGAAGGACUAUUUUGGAUGUUCAGGAGCAAGGAUCCCUUUUGGCUGUGUUGUGUGGAUGGGCAAAGUGUUCUGAAAGACACAUUAGUUAAUGCUUUAACUUCUAUUGCAGCUAGUUCUGCUAUCCAGUGUCUUGAAUUAUUUGCUAUAUCAAUGGCUGUUGAAUUAAUUAAUUUUCAUGAAGAAGAAAACUUACUUUAAGAAGUCACAGUUUGGUUAAUUGAAUUUUUGUAAAUUUUUUACUCCUCAAAAGGGUUGUUCCUUCAGGUAUAGUCUUUACAAUGAGUAAAACUGCUUUAAGGUUAGGCUCGCUGACUGACAGCGCUUAGAUUGUUUGACAAAUCCAAGAGACAGUGUCAGAGUUGUGAUUAAUUAGAAAUGUAGACCUGCAUGAAUGUUUCUCCAAGUUUAUGCAUGAUAGAGUGUACUGAUUUUACUAUGCUCUCUCCCAGUCCUUCAUGUCUCAUGAUGUGAAGUAUAGACGUGACAUGGUUGCUUUUUAUACAUUAUAGCAACAUCACUUUAGCCUACCAUUUGAACAAAUCCAGCCAAGUGUGCUGAUUGUGUUUGAUUAUCAGUGUCAGAGCAGUAACCCUUGGCAGAAACACUUUGCACAUUGUUGAAUCAUCAAAAUCAUUCAUGUACGUCACCUCAGCCUCUUGUGUUCAACCUAUGUACCAUUUAAAUAUUGCAAAUUAUGUACAAAUUUAUCAUGAAGCUGUACUAAAAACGAAGCACUCGAUGGCUUUUGAAGCCAGAAAAUAUUUUUUUUAAAAGUAUCGCACUGCAAGUCACCCUAUGCUAAUUUACCUCGCUUAUCAACAAAACCUCUGAUAGUUUAAGCUGUAAAUUUGUCUGUUUGUAGGACUGCAGCUUCCCUAAAAGGUUCCUAAUGUGCCUACCUUUUCUUCAUUUUGCCUCUUUUCUUCCUUAGUUGGUGUGUAUUCUGCAGUGAUAAAUACGUCGUGGAAUAUAUAAAAGAAUUCAUAUUGAUUACCUGUGAUAUAAAACCAAAUAUAUGCUCCAUGUUCUGUUGUAUUCAAGCAACAGAUAUGAUACAUUCAGCAGGAGGUGGGAUAAAGAAUUUAAAUGUCUAUUUAUUCUCAAUAAGACAAAGCCCUGUCUCAUUGGUGGUGACUUUCCUUUCUAUGCUGUUUUUAUGUAACAUUUACCUGCUUAUUUUUAUUUCAGAAUGCUGACUGGGAAAUAGUUUGUUGAUCUUUCAUGUUAUUUUUGUGUGCUUUGUAAACUGUUGUUUUUUUUUCAGUUUACCUCUAAAUCUUUAUCAUGAUAAAUAUCUAAGUUGGAUGAAAGAUGGCUCAGAAUAUUCUGAAUGAUCUCAAGGAUAUGGCAUCGCACAUCUCAUGUGCCCUUAGCUAUUUCCUUCAUCUGUUUACAUUUUAUAUUGUUGUGUCACUUUUGUCGGUUCAUUCACUCCCCACAACAUUCACCCCAAGCUGUGUCACAACUACAUCUGUUCUUCUGUGUUAUAAAGUGUAAGUCCACUAAUGUAAUUACAUUUUGCACGUAAUUAAAAUAUUCACUACUUACGCUAUACUUUAUGCAUACUAAAAGAAUGUUUUGAUUACAUAGACUUUAACAUCUCCCAUCAUUUAUAUGCAUAAUGCUUGUAGUGUAUAAAUAAACUGCAUGUAACACUCUGCUAUAACCCAUUUCACUGAAAAGCUAAAAGAAUAAAGAUUACAUGUACGUCAA
Messenger RNA from Amphiprion ocellaris (clown anemonefish), 8234 nucleotides. It is a transcript of the gene scn1laa, whose product is annotated as sodium channel, voltage-gated, type I-like, alpha. The record is from RefSeq and is a predicted model, not a curated record. NCBI's taxonomy places the organism in Eukaryota, Metazoa, Chordata, Actinopteri, Pomacentridae. Gene Ontology annotation, biological process: sodium ion transmembrane transport; membrane depolarization during action potential; neuronal action potential. Gene Ontology annotation, cellular component: axon; voltage-gated sodium channel complex; plasma membrane. Gene Ontology annotation, molecular function: voltage-gated sodium channel activity. Bases 401 to 6343 code for a protein of 1980 amino acids. The transcript is spliced from 27 exons.